UGCUGGCAGAAUACUCGUACUAAUCACUUACCCCGGGCGGUCUUGAAUAUAUGUUCUGAUGCGGUUAAAGGUGUAGGAUAGUCUUGCAAGUGAAAGAAACGGUCUUGUCUACCAGUACAAUGAGAAAAUACCCGUCCCUCCUCUCCCUGGCUCUGGUCUGCUGCUGCUGUAGCAUACAGGCUGAAGUCUUCACCUCUAUAGGUCAAAUGACAGACCUGAUAUACACAGAGAAGGAGUUGGUUCAGUCCUUGAAAGAAUACAUCAAAGCAGAGGAAUCCAAACUAGAUGCUGUGAAAAGCUGGGCCAACAAGCUGGACGUGCUGACGCGUGCCUCCACCUUAGACCCGGAGGGCUACCUGGCCCACCCCGUCAACGCCUACAAGCUGAUGAAGAGGCUCAACACGGAGUGGUCCGAGCUGGAGAGCCUGGUGCUGCAGGACCCUUCAGACGGGUUCAUCUCCAACAUGACAGUACACAGGCAGUACUUCCCUGACCAGGAGGAUGAGAAAGGUGCUGCCAAGGCACUGAUGCGUCUCCAGGACACGUACAAACUGGACUCUGAGAGUUUCGCCAGGGGCAAACUGCCAGGGAUGCACCACAAUGCCAUCCUGACAGUGGAUGACUGUUACGAUAUGGGGAAGACGGCGUACAACGAGGCAGACUACUACCACGCGGUGCUGUGGAUGCAGCAGGCCCUCAGGCAGAUGGAUGCAGAGGAGGAGCACGUGGUGUCCAAGGCCGAUGUCCUGGACUAUCUCAGCUACUCCGUCUACCAGAUGGGAGACCUGCCCCGCUCCAUCGAGUUGACACGCCGCCUAGUGGCCAUCGACUCUAGCCACCAGAGGGCAGGAGGAAACCUGCGUUACUUUGAGAAGCUGCUGUCCAAGCAGCUGAACGAGCUGAACCAGGAGGGCCAGGAGCCAGCCACCGAGGAGCCCAUCCAGCUGGGGACCUACAAGAGACCCAAAGACUACCUGCCUGAAAGGGAGAUCUAUGAGGCCCUGUGCAGGGGAGAGGGAGUCAAAAUGACCACUGAGAGGCGCAGCCGGCUGUACUGCCGCUACCAUGACGGGAACAGGAACCCUCGUCUGCUGCUCCAGCCCAUGAAGGAGGAGGAUGAGUGGGACAGCCCACACAUCGUCCGCUAUCUCAACGCUCUGUCAGACCAGGAGAUAGAGAAGAUCAAGGAGCUGGCCAAGCCCAGGCUUGCAAGAGCUACUGUUAGAGACCCCAUAACAGGCAUUCUGACCACAGCAAACUACAGGGUAUCCAAAAGUGCUUGGCUGGAGGGGGAAGACGACCCUGUUAUUGAACGCGUCAACCAAAGGAUAGAGGACAUCACAGGCCUGACAACGCAGACUGCCGAACUACUUCAGGUUGCUAACUAUGGGGUCGGAGGACAAUACGAGCCACAUUUUGAUUUCUCCAGGAAAGAGGAACCUGAUGCUUUCAAAACAUUAGGCACUGGAAAUCGUGUGGCUACUUUUUUAAAUUACAUGAGUGAUGUUGAAGCUGGAGGAGCCACUGUGUUCCCAGACUUUGGAGCAGCUAUCUAUCCCAAAAAGGGAACUGCAGUCUUCUGGUACAACCUCUUUAGGAGUGGAGAGGGAGACUACAGGACCAGACACGCUGCCUGUCCUGUGUUAGUAGGAAGUAAAUGGGUGUCCAACAAAUGGAUCCAUGAGCGAGGUCAAGAGUUUAGGAGGCCAUGUGGCCUGACAGAAGUGGACUGAACCGAACCUCUCACCACUGACCUCAGACUGGAGGUGUACACUCUACCUACAGUGCCUGAACAUUUUAUUGAUCUCUCUCUCUCUCUCUCUCUCUCUCUCUCUCUCUCUCUCUCUCUCUCUCUCUCUCUCUCUCUCUCUCUCUCUCACUCACUCACUCACUCACUCAC
Molecule: messenger RNA, 1900 nt
Organism: Oncorhynchus gorbuscha (pink salmon)
Lineage: Eukaryota; Metazoa; Chordata; Actinopteri; Salmoniformes; Salmonidae
Gene: p4ha2
Product: procollagen-proline, 2-oxoglutarate 4-dioxygenase (proline 4-hydroxylase), alpha polypeptide 2
Exons: 15
Coding region: 120-1733 (537 amino acids)
Biological process (GO): peptidyl-proline hydroxylation to 4-hydroxy-L-proline
Cellular component (GO): endoplasmic reticulum
Molecular function (GO): L-ascorbic acid binding; iron ion binding; procollagen-proline 4-dioxygenase activity
Source: RefSeq, a predicted model, not a curated record